Cryptosporidium ubiquitum is the source of this 4146-nucleotide messenger RNA. Its product is annotated as coatomer protein complex subunit Alpha. Gene Ontology annotation, cellular component: COPI vesicle coat. The coding region runs from base 1 to 4146 and encodes 1381 amino acids. Lineage: Eukaryota; Apicomplexa; Conoidasida; Eucoccidiorida; Cryptosporidiidae. Gene Ontology annotation, molecular function: protein binding; structural molecule activity. The record is from RefSeq and is a predicted model, not a curated record. Gene Ontology annotation, biological process: intra-Golgi vesicle-mediated transport; endoplasmic reticulum to Golgi vesicle-mediated transport; intracellular protein transport. The transcript has a single exon.
AUGUUGAUUAAGUGUGAGAGCAAAAGUACCCGAGCAAAGGGUUUAUCCUUUCAUCCAAAACUACCUUGGGUUCUUGUUAGCCUUCAUAAUGGUGUGAUCCAGUUUUGGGAUUAUAGAAUUGGAAGCCUACUAGAUACAUUUGAGGAACAUGAAGGGCCAGUGAGAGGAAUUGAUUUCCAUGAAAGUCAACCAAUCUUUGUAUCUGGAGGAGAUGAUUACAGAGUAAAAGUAUGGAAUUACAAAGAAAGAAAAUGUUUAUUCACACUUUUAGGCCAUUUAGAUUAUAUUAGAACUGUUGAGUUUCAUAAAGAAUACCCUUGGAUUCUUUCUUGCUCGGAUGAUCAAACUAUGAGGCUUUGGAAUUGGCAGAGCAGAACUUGUAUAUCUGUGAUCACGGGGCAUAAUCACUAUGUAAUGUGCUCAAUUUUUCAUCCUCACCAAGAUAUCAUAGCUUCAGCAAGUAUGGACCAGUCUGUAAGAAUCUGGGAUUUCACUGGACUUAGGGAAAAGACUGUUAAAGGGCAUUCAUCACACUCCAGUUAUUCUGUAUCUAUGUCAUCUUCUCACACUAUGCCUGCUCAUGUUGAUAUGUUUGGGGCUAAUGAUGUAAUUUGUAAAUUUGUUCUUGAAGGUCAUGAAAGAGGAGUCAAUUGGGUAGCAUUUCAUCCAACUCUUUCAUUGUUAGCAUCAGCUUCAGAUGAUCGAACAAUUAAACUUUGGAGGUAUAAUGAUAACAAGGCUUGGGAAAUUGACACUCUUAGAGGACAUUUUAACAAUGUUUCUUCUGUUAUUUUUCAUUCAAAUAAAGAUUGGCUUUUAUCUAAUAGUGAAGAUAGAACUAUUAGAAUUUGGGAUCUCACAAAAAGAGCAUGUAUCCAUACUUACAGAAGAGAUACUGACCGUUUUUGGACUAUAGUUAGUCAUCCAACUAACAGCCUUUUUGCUGCUGGGCAUGAUUCUGGUAUGAUGAUCUUUAAACUAGAACCUGAAAGGCUUCCUUCAGAUUUUUGUUCUUCAAUGAAUCAACUUUGGUACAUUAAUGACAGAUUCCUUUAUAUGUAUGAUGUUAAAAGCAAAAAUGUGCAUUCAAUUCUUCCCAUGAAAAGUAAUAAUAUCUCCAGUAAUAUGUUAUGUCCAAGUAACUUUUAUGUUAACCCAUUCAGCCCAAAUGAGCUUUGUUUUCUAGUUUACUAUAAGAGAGAUGCUUUUAAUGGAUUAAAUAAUAGUAGUUCUUUAAAUAAUGGAUUAUCAAAUGGCAAUGCAUUACAAUUCACAUAUGAUAUAAUUACAAUCAACUCUCUUUCACAGCUGAUUAACAAUAGCUCUGGUCAAAAUAACUCCUCUAGUAGCUCAAAAUGUAAGAGUGGACUUCCAGGUGUAACUUCUGUAAUCUUUCUAUCCAGAAAUAGACUAGCAGCCCUUGAAAACGGUGGUCAAACCAUUUCCAUAAUAUCUUUAGAUGGUGAUAUUCUCAAAAGAUGGGAACUCCCUUGGAUUGCUCAAAAACUAUUUAUGGGAAGUAACCAACAGCAAAUCAUCAUCCAAUCCGAUGAUUUCCUUUAUAUUUAUGAUAUUUCGCAAAGGGAAUUAAUAUCAGAACUUGUCAUUUCUAAUCUUCAAAACCAUCAAGUUGCCGUUAUUAACAAUAAGAUUGGACCAAAUUUCCAACAAUGUCUGACAUUCAAUACUGUUUGUAGUGAAACAGGGGAGUCUUCCACAGGAGUUAGGGCAAUUGAAUGGAGCCAAGAUAAGUCAAUGAUUGCAAUUUUAUGUAAAUAUAACAUCAUUUUCACCAAUAGUGAGCUCCAAGUGAUUGCAACCUAUACUGAAAACCUUACAGUGAAAUCUGGAAUUUGGCAUGAAACUCUUCCUAUAUUUAUAUAUACUACCCAAGGCCACAUUAAAUAUGCAAUUCCUGGCAUUAAUGAAUCUGGAAUCAUCCAAACAAUUUCAGAUAAUCUUUAUAUUAAGCAUUAUGAAGACUCAAGGAAAGAACUAAUUGCUUUAAACCGCUUUGGUAAUGUCCAAAUUAUUGAGAGGCUUAAUCUGAAUGAAGCAUUGUUUAAACUUUCCAUUAUUAACCAAGAAAGCAACAAGGUACUUAGAUAUACCAAGGAUGGGAACCUCAAAGGACUUUCGACCUUGAAUUAUCUUACACAACAUGGAUAUCCCGAGGUUGCAAUACAAUUAGUAGAGAACCCCAUUUUAAAGUUCUACUAUGCCGUCCAAUUUGGAGAAAUCAUGCAAGCUUACAAUAUAGUAAAGGAAUUGCAGAACUUAGAGAUUGAAAAAGAAAACUCAGGCUCUAACUCCAACUUUAAAGGCAAUGGAAACCAUAAAACAAUUCUUCCUAAGCUCAACUCAAUGACUUUAGAAACUAUGUGGGAUUGCCUUGGAAGAAGUGCUCUUUCCCAUGGUUUUAUUAAUGUUGCUGAGAAGUGUCUUCAAGUCACCAAAGAGUUUGAGAAGUUGAUUUUACUUUAUUAUGUAAUUGGCCAAAGAGAGUAUAUGGAAAAAUUGAGUAAAAUAUCCGAAAAACAAAAAAACUGGGCUAGAAAAUACCACAUAGCUCUUCUUAUGAAUGACAUUCCUGAAAGGAUUAACAUCCUUAAAAGUUUUGGGCAAAUUCCUCUCGCAAUUGCUUUAGCACACACUUAUGGGUACAGUCAGAUAAAGGAAGAACUUCUUUCCCAAUACACUGAAGCUUAUAGUGUCGAUGGUGCAGAUGCCUUUGAGUUCCUUAAUGUACUCAAAGCCGGUAAAUCUUCAGACAAAGCCUGCAAAGAAUCAUGCAAGUCGUUUAUGACUGCUCCAUGUAUUCCAAUACUACCAGCAAAAAAACUCACUGUUGAAGGGCUUAACUGGCCAAGAAUUAAUAUUUCAGAAAGCUCAGACCAUCUAAAGUCUUCAGAUUAUAAUGACUCAUACUCAAAAAGCACAGGAGGUAAGAUGCCGAGUCAGAUAGACAUAUCUUCGGUAAACGGAGGUACCGGAUUUGGUUCAUCGUCUCAACCGGAAUGGGAUGAUAUUGAUAAUAUUGAUGUUCCGAAUGAUAUAAAACUGAAUGAAGACAAUGUCUUUAAUGUGGUUGGAGACCAAAACUUACAUGGGGACAAAAUUUCGGACUCAAAUGGCUUAUCGAAGACGAGUCUAGGUCCAUCAUUCCAAGAUAGAAUCUUAUGUGCUCCUGAAAAUAUUCCAGCUACUUCUUCCAGAUAUUCUAUCAUCAAUUUAAUAGUUGCAGGCAAAUACGACGAUGCACUCACUAUUCUUUUAAGGAAAAUGGGAGUUAAAGAUUGCAAACCUUUUAAACAAAUCUUCAAGAUGAUCGCUCUUAGUUCUACUUAUAGCUUGCCAAGCUUCUCUGAAGGGCCUUGCAUUAAUUUACCUUUGAUUUCAGAAGGAUAUAAGAUGUUUAAUGAGAGCUCACCAAAUGGACAUAUCUCCCCAAUCAUUCUGUUCAACGAGUCAAACCUGAUAGAAUUGGUGAAAUCCGGACAAAAAAUGGUAACUUCAGGAAAGUUCCAGUCAGCUUUAGAAGUUUUCCAACAAGCAAUAAUUAUUGCUCCUUUAGUUUUGGAACAUUAUACUCUUUAUUCACAAAACGUUGAACAACUUGUGCAACUCUCUGAAUUAAUUAGCCAGUACUGUAUUGGAAUGAGGCUUGAACUUGCUAGAAUUGAACUUUUGAAUAAUUGCCAAGACCAAAACCAGCCGGAAGUGGCGAUCAGGAAUUUGGAGCUUAUCUCAUACUUUUCAUGUUGUAAGCUUCAGCCAUUACACACUUCUCUUGUCCUUAGAAGAGCAAUGGGUAUUGCUUGGAAACACAAGAAUUAUAUAACCACAGCAAGCUUUGCUAAAAGACUCUUGGGUAUUCCAAAUAUCGAAGAUGCCGAAAAGACACAAAAAAUCCUUGUUGCAUGCGACCAAAAAGCCACAGAUGAACAUAAUAUCAACUUUGAUCCGCAUAGAGAUAUUGACCACAUUAUUAUAUGUUCAUCUUCUCUUACCAAAAUUAACCCAAAGUCCCAGGACUUUGUUAAAUGCCCAGUUUGCUCCAGCAAUCAUCUUUCACAGUUUACUGGAGAAGUUUGUCCUAAUUGCAAAACCGGCGAAAUUGGUCUCAGGGUCAUUGGAAUUCUCUAG